This is a messenger RNA of Nasonia vitripennis (jewel wasp), 351 nucleotides long. Its product is annotated as small serine proteinase inhibitor-like venom protein. The record is from RefSeq and is marked validated. The transcript is spliced from 4 exons. Gene Ontology annotation, molecular function: peptidase inhibitor activity. Bases 61 to 303 code for a protein of 80 amino acids. Lineage: Eukaryota; Metazoa; Arthropoda; Insecta; Hymenoptera; Pteromalidae.
AUUCUUCUUCUACGCAUUAAGAGGUUGACAAUUAACAAGUCUUUUUCUUUGAUAGUCAAAAUGUCAAAAGUUUUGAAAGUCGGUUUGCUUUUACUACUGGUGGCAGUAGCUGCCUCUGCAUAUGCCGUAGCAGAAGAAAAUGGAGCGCCAAAAGAAAACAAGCAACUUCCACAAAUUGACGACUAUGGCGUAACCAACAAAUGUCCAGCUAAUCAGCCCUUCAAGUGGAAUUGUAACUAUUGUACUUGUGGUCCAGAAGGCAAGGAUGCUUCUUGCACACGAAUGGCUUGUCCGCAACAUUAAGUUGCAAUUGAAUUGUACAAACUUGAAAAAUAAAUUUACUUAGUAUUC